UCAACGAAUGUUUCAUAUAAAUUUUACGUGAAAGAUGUUAUAAAAGAUCUAUAUGACAUUUUAAUAAGAAAAUAAUUGCACGAUUUGUUUCUUGUGAGUUUUGCCGGAGUGAAAGUGUUUCUAGAUAUAAAAGUGAAAGGCGCUGAUCUUGUCAACAAACUCAAUUCUAAAUAAAGCCAGUUAAACACCAACUUGCGAUAUGUCCGAUCAAUACAGUCUUAUAAAAGCGACAUGUCAAGGGUGAAUACAAUCACAAACAAACAAUGGAUAACAAAAAAACAUUCCGAAGUGUACAAAGCAUUCUAUAGAGAUUCACAUCUCCGCAAAUCAAAAUUCACUAAAUUCACAAGAUGGCGGCGAAGAAGAUUAACAAAAUGGCGGUUGAGCACAAAAGUUCUUAUCCCACUAAUCAUCUUAAAUGUAGCCGGACACACACGAGCUGUAGAAGUUACAGCACUAACAAGUCGAGUGCUGGCAACGUUCUUCGGUUACCCGACUACGUGUAACAUAGGAUCUGAAGUGAAACCUUGUUCGUUGUCGCUGAGCUGCUGGCUGAGAGGCGGCACGAGGCUCAGGGGAUGCGGCGGCAGUUGGCUGCUCACCUGCUGCGGACCACCAGACAAUGUUAGGACUGAUGGCUUCGAUAAUAUCAUACCGUCAUCGGAGUGGAAGUACAAAGUGGCACCGCCGACACUUAGGCUUGUCCCGCACAGACACCCUGUGCCCGCCAACGUGUUCCGGCGACGGGCUGAUGAUGACACUACACAAGUAAGAGGAUUUUAUGUAACGUUGCAAAAGCGAAACAACUGA
Papilio polytes (common Mormon) is the source of this 810-nucleotide messenger RNA. RefSeq lists its product as uncharacterized. The transcript is spliced from 4 exons. Lineage: Eukaryota; Metazoa; Arthropoda; Insecta; Lepidoptera; Papilionidae. The record is from RefSeq and is a predicted model, not a curated record. The coding region runs from base 232 to 810 and encodes 192 amino acids.